AUGAACUUAUCCCUCCAAGAUCCAUUCUCGGUGGCUAAAGAAUUUCCUGAAACAUUAACCAAUACAUUAAAUUAUGGUCAUUCAGUAGCAAUCCAAUUCAACCACAAGGGCGAUUAUUUAGCAUCGGGAUUAUCUGAUGGAUCAAUAGUCAUAUACGAGAUGGUCUCCAGCGGGGUGAUAGCUCAUUUAAACCAAUACUGUCAUAUAAGACCGAUCACUUCAAUUACAUGGUCUAAAUGUGGAAGGUAUCUAUUGACUUCUUCACAGGAUUGGUGGGUCAAGUUAUGGGAUUUGAGCAAAGUGAAUAUAACUGAUGCAAAAGAUAUUGAUGAGUCACCAGUUAUCAGAGAAGUUAAAUUUGAUGGACCAAUAUGGCUGGCUUGUAUGCAUCCCACAAACCCGUUUGUUUUCACUGCUUCAUUGUUUGAAGAUUCACCCGUUUAUGUGGAUUUUACAGCAAAAGAUCAACCACCCCAGAUUACUAGAUUGACAACGACACCUCUAGAAAUGAACGAACCAACAGAAGGCGACGAUGAAGAGGAAAUUGCCAGAAAAAGAAGAAAGAAGAUGGAAAAACACAUGACAUUGGUUCUGAUUUUUACUCAUGAGGGUAAUUAUAUUUUUACAGGUACCAGCAAAGGAUGGUUAAAUAUAUUUGAUACUACAUCGAGUAACUUAAAUUUGGUCCGUUCGAUAAAAAUAGCCAACUCCAAUAUAAAGAAUUUAAUGAUAUCCCAGAACGGUAGAAAGCUAGCUGUCAAUUCAUCUGAUAGAAUAAUACGACAGAUUGAUCUACCUGAUUUAAUCAAUGUGGAAGAUUCCAACGAUUGGGAUUUUGAAAUCGAUCAUAAAUACCAAGAUGUGGUGAAUCGAUUACAAUGGAACUCAAUAUCCUUCAAUCACAAUGCUGAGUUUUUAGUUGCAUCAACCCAUGGUCAGUCCUCUCAUGAUCUAUAUCUUUGGGAAACAUCGAUGGCAUCAUUAGUGAAAAUCUUAGAAGGGUCCAAUGAAGAAUUAGUAGAUGUCAAAUGGAACUAUUCUCGUUGUACAAUAGGAUCAAUUGGACUAGACAGUGGGAUAAUAUAUCUUUGGUCAGUACAAUUUCCUCAGAAAUGGAGUGCCUUGGCCCCGGACUUUGUUGAAAUUGAAGAAAAUAUCGAAUAUUUAGAAAAGGAAGAUGAGUUUGAUAUUAUCGAUGAAGAUGAGCUACAUAAGAAACGAUUGGAAGAAGAGGACUAUGUUGCUGAUGUGCUAAAGAUGGACACAACUGAUGCUCGAGGCUUUGAUAUAACUCAGGAUUCAUUUAUUAUUCCCAUCAAUUAUGAAAAGAACUUCUAUGAAUAA
This is a messenger RNA of Candida albicans SC5314, 1344 nucleotides long. RefSeq names its product COMPASS subunit protein (gene SWD1). The transcript has a single exon. Gene Ontology annotation, molecular function: protein binding. Lineage: Eukaryota; Fungi; Ascomycota; Pichiomycetes; Serinales; Debaryomycetaceae. The record is from RefSeq and is a predicted model, not a curated record. Gene Ontology annotation, cellular component: Set1C/COMPASS complex. The coding region runs from base 1 to 1344 and encodes 447 amino acids.